AUGUCGCGGCUCAUAGAGACCAUCCUAAUUUUAUUUAUUCUUGCUUCUCUAAGCUCCUGUGAGUGUACAGAUGGAGAAAAAAAGUUUCCAGAUGGCAAAACAUGGACAAGAAACGAUAACUUUCAAGUUGUUUGUGAGAAUGGGAAAAUAAAGAUCCUUAAUUGCCUUACAGACCUCGGACAUGUUCUUGAGGUCGGCACGAAGAGUUACAUUGAAAAUGGAGUUGAGUACAGUUGCUUAGAUACUGAUGCAGAAGUGGAAGGUUCCGGAGAGGUGGCUCCCGUUAAUGUCGGUGUGUGCAGCGACUUUUCAGACUUCUCGGAUGAUAUUUAUGUUGGAGAUCUAGUAAUUUGUUGUAUAUCGAGAAGAUUCAAGGGAUGUCGUACCAAAGGUGGUGAUGUAAUUAAAUCAGGUCAUUUCGUAGUAGGAAAUAACAUGCUGAAGUUCUGCAAUAUUCAACAACAAGGAUGGAAAGCUAGAGUUGAACCAAAAGGUUGUUUUAAUGGGACUGUUAAUGAUAGUGUAGAAGACAGCCGAUUUCAUGUUAAGAAGUACACUGUAUGGAGAAAAGGCGAUGUUGAUAUGCGCUGUGGUGAUGAUGGCAUUUCGGUUUAUAGAUGCUAUGAGGAUGAUAAAUUUGUCUACACAGGAACAGCAUGGAUAGCUAAAGAUGGAAUAGUUCAUGAAUGCAAGUGA
Molecule: messenger RNA, 696 nt
Organism: Auanema sp. JU1783
Lineage: Eukaryota; Metazoa; Nematoda; Chromadorea; Rhabditida; Rhabditidae
Source: the annotation of a GenBank genome assembly